Molecule: messenger RNA, 3678 nt
Organism: Onychomys torridus (southern grasshopper mouse)
Lineage: Eukaryota; Metazoa; Chordata; Mammalia; Rodentia; Cricetidae
Product: protein transport protein Sec23A-like
Biological process (GO): COPII-coated vesicle cargo loading; intracellular protein transport; endoplasmic reticulum to Golgi vesicle-mediated transport
Cellular component (GO): endoplasmic reticulum exit site; COPII vesicle coat
Molecular function (GO): GTPase activator activity; zinc ion binding
Source: RefSeq, a predicted model, not a curated record
CCCCGCCCCUUGCCUCCCUCUCGCCCUGCCCCUCCGUUGCUGGCACCUCUCCGCCUCCUCCCCUUUUGACGUGGCCGAGGCGGCAACCAGCCAUGUUGUCCAGGCCGAGGCCCUCCCGAAGGCCGGGGGCGGGGCGGGGCCGCCCCUGAUUGCCGUGCCACGGCUGCUCCAGGACGGCGGAGGGGACUGACUUUGUGAGGCGGAGGCUGCGACCGGCGCGGAGCUCGUGGGAAGGUGCUGCGACAAAAAUAAGAAUCAAGCACUACAAUGACAACCUAUUUGGAAUUCAUCCAACAAAAUGAAGAACGAGAUGGGGUCCGGUUCAGUUGGAAUGUUUGGCCAUCUAGUCGGCUGGAAGCUACGAGGAUGGUUGUUCCGGUGGCAGCCCUCUUUACACCUCUAAAGGAGAGGCCCGACUUACCACCCAUUCAAUAUGAGCCUGUCCUGUGCAGCAGGACGACUUGCCGAGCAGUUUUGAAUCCUUUAUGUCAAGUGGAUUAUCGAGCAAAACUCUGGGCUUGCAACUUUUGUUACCAAAGGAAUCAGUUUCCACCUACAUAUGCUGGGAUAUCUGAACUGAAUCAGCCUGCUGAACUUUUACCCCAGUUUUCAAGCAUUGAAUAUGUAGUUCUGCGCGGCCCUCAGAUGCCUUUGAUAUUUCUCUAUGUGGUUGAUACUUGUAUAGAAGAUGAAGAUUUACAAGCUCUAAAGGAAUCCAUGCAGAUGUCAUUGAGUCUUUUGCCACCUACAGCUUUGGUUGGACUUAUUACUUUUGGGAGAAUGGUCCAGGUUCAUGAACUUGGAUGUGAAGGCAUUUCAAAAAGCUAUGUCUUCAGGGGAACAAAGGAUUUAUCUGCCAAACAACUGCAGGAAAUGCUGGCGCUCUCUAAAGUACCUGUUACUCAAGCCACACGUGGGCCUCAGGUCCAGCAGCCACCUCCUUCCAAUAGAUUCUUGCAGCCAGUACAGAAAAUAGACAUGAAUCUCACAGAUCUUUUGGGAGAACUUCAGCGAGACCCUUGGCCUGUACCACAGGGGAAGAGACCUUUGCGUUCCUCAGGAGUGGCUCUUUCUAUAGCUGUAGGACUACUUGAGUGUACUUUCCCCAACACGGGUGCUCGGAUCAUGAUGUUCAUUGGUGGUCCUGCUACCCAGGGACCUGGAAUGGUGGUUGGAGAUGAAUUAAAGACUCCAAUAAGAUCCUGGCAUGACAUUGAAAAGGAUAAUGCCAAAUAUGUUAAAAAGGGAACUAAGCAUUUUGAAGCACUGGCUAAUCGAGCUGCUACGACUGGGCAUGUUAUUGAUAUCUACGCAUGUGCACUAGAUCAGACGGGUCUCCUGGAGAUGAAGUGCUGCCCUAACCUUACGGGAGGAUACAUGGUAAUGGGUGACUCUUUCAACACUUCCUUAUUCAAGCAAACUUUUCAAAGAGUAUUCACCAAAGAUAUACAUGGACAGUUUAAAAUGGGCUUUGGUGGCACGUUAGAAAUAAAGACCUCAAGGGAAAUAAAGAUUUCAGGAGCUAUUGGACCCUGUGUGUCUCUUAACUCUAAAGGACCCUGCGUGUCUGAAAACGAGAUUGGAACAGGAGGGACUUGUCAGUGGAAGAUAUGUGGACUCAGUCCCACUACAACCUUAGCCUUGUAUUUUGAAGUUGUUAAUCAGCAUAAUGCUCCAAUUCCUCAAGGAGGACGAGGUGCAGUCCAGUUUGUCACCCAGUAUCAGCACUCAAGUGGGCAGAGACGUAUCCGAGUGACCACAAUUGCUAGGAACUGGGCAGAUGCUCAAACUCAAAUCCAAAACAUUGCUGCAUCUUUUGACCAGGAAGCAGCUGCCAUUCUCAUGGCCCGACUGGCAAUAUACAGAGCAGAGACAGAGGAAGGGCCAGAUGUGCUUAGGUGGUUGGACAGACAACUAAUUCGACUGUGUCAGAAAUUUGGAGAAUAUCACAAGGAUGACCCAAGUUCCUUCCGGUUUUCAGAAACAUUUUCCCUUUAUCCACAGUUUAUGUUUCAUUUGAGAAGAUCUCCUUUUUUGCAAGUUUUUAACAAUAGUCCUGAUGAGAGUUCAUAUUAUCGUCACCAUUUCAUGCGUCAAGAUCUGACACAGUCUCUAAUUAUGAUUCAGCCCAUUCUGUAUGCCUUCUUUAGUGGCCCACCAGAGCCAGUUCUUCUAGACAGCAGCAGCAUUCUUGCAGAUCGUAUUCUUCUCAUGGACACGUUUUUCCAGAUUCUGAUUUAUCACGGUGAGGUAAGACCAUAUACCAAGUUAGAUAUGAGUUCCCUCUCAGGAAGCAGGGCCCUGUGUAGCCAUUACUCUAUUUCAAAUGAGGUCCUUGUCUGUUGUAGAUUUCCAUGUGCAGUUCUCAGUACCACCCUGGUUUUAAUCACAAAUCCUUCUCUUUUCCUCCAGGAGUCCGGAGCACCUAUUCUCACAGAUGACGUUAGUUUACAAGUGUUUAUGGAUCAUUUGAAGAAACUUGCUGUGUCAAGUGCUGCCUGACAUGCCAGACGUGUUAGACACUCAAGAUGAAACCCUAUUCCAGUUUCUUUUGCUUUUCCCACUUAUCUGUGGAAGCAAGUGAUCUCUCUCCAAAUCUGUCUGUGGCCGUGUGAUCUGAGGUGACAUAUGAACAAAUAUCGAUGAUUAAGCUGAAAUAUAAUAAGAGCAAUGAGAACAAGUUGGUUUUGCUUGGUACAGUAUUAUAACUGGUUUUAUAAAUUUGAGUCUUUAUGAUUUGAUGUGUUUAAAGAGUUAGAAUGGUCUGCUUUGUAUUACAGAUUCACUUAUUUGUGUAUUGCAGACAGAUCCAAAGUGGCACUGGGCAUCUUCCCUGACCUCUUAGGAGUAUUUAGUAGCAGCCAGAAAGGAACAAAUGAGUAGUGAUGGCAUUAUGAAGAGUUUGCUUCUUUGUCAAGUAAUUUUCCUGUGUUUUUUAGCACACAUGUAUACUCUAUUCUGUAUUUGUUAAAGGGGAUUUAUUUGUGUGAUUUAUUUAGGAAUUAUUUGACUUUAUAGUAGUAAUUCCUAUGAAGGGAAUUUAAUGGUUUUGGUUAUUUGCAAAAAUUAUUUAGAGCUAAAAAAUCUGAGUGGGGUAACAAUCUCACAGCUGACAUUAAAUGUGAAAUUCCCACUAAGCACCCAACUCAUGUGACUAACCAGAGUAACUUUUUAAGGAAGCUAGAAAAAUACAGCAUGUUGUCAGGGUGAUGAAAGAAAUUCUUCACAGUAAAAAGUCCAUUGUAACUAUUAACCAUAUUUUGUUUUUGUUAUAUCAUUUUGUUGUUUUCCCUUGGUAGAUAAAUUUUUCAUUGUAUCCUUCAGUAUGUUAACACUACUUUAGGAGUUUUCACUUCACUUUUUGUUUCAGGUUCCUUGUGCAAUUUAUUAAUUUGUGGUUCUUACUGAGACAGUAUUAAUGUUUAGUUAUACCAUGUGGAGAUAGUUCUAUUUGAUGUAUUGAUUAGUAUCGUUCACUUUUACCUUUAAAGUUUACUUGUAGCAAAUGUUUACAUUGCUAAAGCAGAUAAGUUUGACAAUGAAUUUUAUGUAUCAAGUGCUGCAAAUGCAAGGUGGUGCUCCAAUAGUUGCUAAGGACAGUGGUGACUGUGAUUGUACUUGCAUGAACACAAUCAGAUGAUGGGAAAGCAGAAACAUCUAAUUGUUAUGCUCAACUGU